Oenanthe melanoleuca is the source of this 2498-nucleotide messenger RNA. It is a transcript of the gene R3HCC1, whose product is annotated as R3H domain and coiled-coil containing 1. Lineage: Eukaryota; Metazoa; Chordata; Aves; Passeriformes; Muscicapidae. The transcript has 8 exons. Gene Ontology annotation, molecular function: nucleic acid binding. The coding region runs from base 112 to 1680 and encodes 522 amino acids. The record is from RefSeq and is a predicted model, not a curated record.
GGGACAGGAAGGAGGAGCCGGGACAGGGAAGGAGGAGCCGGCACCGGGCGCAGGCGCCGCUCCAGCAUCCGCCGCCCGGCCGGGCCUGCGCUCCCCGUGUGCCUGUGCUCCAUGGACGGCGUUUUCCUGUCGCCCGGCGAGGAUGAGUUCGUGGGCAGGAUCGCGGGGGAGCUGGAGCGUUUCCUGCAGCAGGGGCAGCACCAGCGGGUGCUGCUGUUCCCACCCCUGUCCAGCCGCCUCAGGUACCUGAUCCACCGCACCGUGGAAAACAUGGAAUUUCUGAGCAGCUUCUCAGUGGGAGAGGGCUGGAGGAGGAGGACGGUCAUUUGUCACUCAGCUGUCAGGCUUCCCACCGAGACCACGAGCGACCAAAAACCCGGGACCAACCCCCAAGCCCGUUUUUGGGGCCGGGGGGGCCGGGGGGGGCCCCGGCUGCGCCCCCCUGGGGACCCCCAGAGCCCCAGAGCCUCGGUGGGCUCGGGCAGGAUCACCAGACCGCCCAGGAGGAGGCAGGACAAGGCUCUGUAUGUGCCCAAAGGGACCCGGAAAAAGGAGAAUUGGAGGGAGAGGGAGACCCCCAGCGAGGGGGAUGCAGCUCCAGGAGGGGAAAACCCCAAAAUUCCCACUGGGAAGGAUGGAGGGAAGCAGCAGCAGCAGCUGGAGGAGGAGGAGGAUGCAGCCAAAGGCAGCUCUGAGCAUCCUCUGAGUGAUGAGAAGGUGCCUCCCUCAGGGAACAGCAGCAACUCCUGGGAGCAGGAAAAUUGGGAUAGAGACUGUUCCCACAAACUGCCACCCCAGGAGGAGCCAGAGCCCGGCCAUGCCAGCACCAUCCCUGCGGAAAUCCCGGAAUUCCAGCGCCAGGAAAACCAGAAUUCCAGAGGGCUGGAGCCUGGGGAGAGCUCCCACAGCUGGGCACAGCUGGAGGAGCAGAGCAGGAGCAAAUCCCCAGCUGCAGAUCCCUCCAGGCUGGAGGAGCAAAAUCCCCCUGGGAAUGUUCUGGAAGGGGCAGGUGAGGCCCAGGCUGAUGAUCCUGAGAGGAUCCAGGGCAGGAGGGAGGAAGAGGAGGACAAGGAGCACUCAGGAGUGGCCGAGGCUCUGAGCAGGAGCCUGGAUUUGGCUGCAGGGGACACAGAGGGGACGAGGCAGAGCAGCCUCGAGGAGGAGGAGUGCACAGCAGAGCUGCUGGCAGAGAUCGUUGGGAAUUUGAGGGUGAAGGAGAUCAGCAUCCAGAGGAUCAGCCUGGAGUGUCCCAGCCCGGGGCAGGCCCAGCUCAGCGAGGGGGAGCUGGGCCACGUCACCGAGAUCUACGACUUCCCCUCGUCCCUGCGCACCGAGGACCUGCUGGGGAUCUUCUCGGAUUUCCAUGAGAGUGGCUUCAAAAUCCAGUGGGUGGAUGAUACCCACGCCCUGGGAAUCUUCUCCAGCCCCUCCACAGCCUCCCAGGCCCUGGGCCGGCGUUACCCCUGCCUGAAGAUCCGGCCCCUGAUCCACGCGAGCAAACAGGGCAAGGCCAAGGCCCUGCAGAGACCCAAACUCCUCCAGCUGGGAAAAGAGAGGCCGCAGACGGACACAGCAGUGGCCAGGAGACUCGUGUCCCACGCCCUGGGCUGGAGGCACAGGCAGCAGGAGGCCACAGGGAAUGAAGAUUUCCAGCCAGAAUCCUUGGAUCAGGAGGAAUAAUCCCAAAAAAAAAAAAAAAAAAAAAAACCAAAAAAAAGAUGAGCAUGGCUGUGCUAUUAAAUGCAUGCAGAGCAGGCAGCACCAGCUUGGGGGGAAAAGUUGGGAAUGGGAGAAGUUUCUUGUUCUGGUUUUUUCUGGGAAGUGCUGGAAUUCAAAGCACCUGCAGGGAUAAGGUGGUUUCUUUAUUCCUUAUUCCUGCUUUGUUUAAAAAAAAAAAAGCAUUAAGAGUAAGAAAAUUGGAAUUAUUUUGGUCAAAAAUUCAAUUCUAAGCGACGGCAGGAGUUCAGAAAUCUGUUCUGUGUUUGUUGUAAUGUUGCUGUUCAGAUAUCCCAGAAAACUGGCAGGCAGGGAAUCCCAAGUUUUUGGGGAUUUUUUUCCCUUAUUUACAGAGUUUCAAGAGCCUGAACUUCCCUGUUGGGAGCUGCUCAUUAGAGGGGUGAAAAAAAAAAACUCCAGAAUUUUCCUGUGCUCGUGCUCCAGUCUGGAAUUCUGAGGAAAAAGUUGAAUUUUUCCAAUUGCCAGGAGGUUAAAAACCCUUUGCCAGCUGCCCUCUGGACCACUGGAGAAAUGACAAAAAUAUUGAAAAUAUUUCUGCAUUUUUAAACCUCACAACAUCCCUGUGAGGUGGGGCCUGGGGGGAGUUUGCAGCCAGUUGGAAUUCCUGUGGAAUCAGCUGGAAUUUCAGAUAAUUUUGGUUUAGAAGAAAGGGAAAAACCCCAAACUUUAUGAUUUGUCAGGAGAAAUACACCAAGGGCUUCUAAAGUGAAUUUUUUUUUUCUUUUUUUUUUUUUCCCCAGGGAAAAGGUUUUUAUUGGAGC